Molecule: messenger RNA, 4296 nt
Organism: Leptopilina heterotoma
Lineage: Eukaryota; Metazoa; Arthropoda; Insecta; Hymenoptera; Figitidae
Exons: 2
Coding region: 371-4234 (1287 amino acids)
Source: RefSeq, a predicted model, not a curated record
CAGAAGAAUAUUAUAUGCAAAGUUGGAGAGAAGGAGAGAGCGAGAGAGAGAGUGAGAGAGAGAGAGUCCCAGCGUAGGAGAGAGGAGAGGAGAGCACCUUGGCGUGAGAGAGAGAAGGAGUGAGCGAGAGAGAGUCCCGGCGUAGGAGAGCACCGUCAGAAGGAGUUGACGUGAGAGAGAGUGAGAGGGAGAUAGAGUCUCAACGCAGCGGAAAGAGAAAGGCUCCACCGCUACAAGUCGGCACUAGCUGUGACGUGUAGAAGGGAGACCCCGUUGAAUGCUUAGGUGACGCGCAGCAGUAGGCAGCAUCGUUGUAAUUUUAGGUGGCAGCACCGUUCAUUUUAGCAGCUUUUAAAUACAAUUUUCAGAAAUGGCUGGUAAACGACAGGGAAAAACAAACUUGAAGCCUGAGGUUGCAGAAAAGUUGAGAAAAUCCAAUUCAUCGCUUCUUCAGGAGAUUGAAAGUAUUCUUCAUGCUGCAGAAGAUGGCUUUAAUUUGGUGAACUCAACUAGAACGGAAAUCGACUGGACUCAAAACAUCGCAGGAUGGAUGACUACGUGUGAAAAAUAUAUUGCGAAUUUAAGGGAAAUAUUAAAUGAACCUAAUUCUUCAGCAGGAAGCCAAAAAUGUCUUAACCUAAUUCAGCAAUUUAUUUGUCUAAAUACAAAGUUUGAAUUUUAUUUGAAACAAGGAUUUGGAAUGGGAGAAAAUUCAAAAAAAUCAGAAUCUCCAGCUGCAGAAAUGGAUAACAUUACGGAUCGUGUUCGUUGGAGCAAUUGCGAGAGUGCUUUCAAAUGUCGUCUUCAAACUAGUUUCAUUAUUAACUUGAUACAUAUAGAUGUAAAAGCAUUUUUAGAUGAUGCUUGCAUACUUUUCGAAGAACAUAUCCCAGAUAUUAUUAAGAGACAUGGACCACUAAAAGUUUAUGCUGUUCUUGCUGCAAAAUUUAGGAAAGUUGCAAAUGAUGAAGAAAAAAUUGAAUCAAAAUAUUUCAACGUAAAAAAUGAACAAAUUUUCCCAACAACAGUUUUAAAUGAUUGGUACAACAAGAAUAUUAAGGAGCCAAUAUUGCAGAAAGUGGAGGAGUUUGCAGAGAAGGAAUCACAAUGGACUUUACAUUCCAUAAUGAAAUUAGAAAUUAAUAUAAAUAAGUACAAUGCGAUACGUGUAGGUUCAUACAUUGAGUUACCACGUCAAAUAAAAUUAAAAAAAGCUUGCAUCAACGUUAGAAAUUAUGAUCAAAAAUGUUUCAAGUGGGCUGUGUUAUCAGCUCUUCACCAACAAGAUAAUCAUCCAACAGAUCUCUCCAAUUAUUAUGAAUUUGAAAAUGAAUUAAACUGUGAUGGAAUAGAUUUUCCUUUAAAACUAAAGGAUAUUUCGAAAUUUGAGAAACAAAAUAAUGAAAUCUCCAUAAAUUUAUAUGGACUGCGAUUAAAAGGCAAGAAUUUUAUUACUGUUCCAUUGCACUUGACUGCUGAGAAAAAGGAGAAGCAUGUCAAUUUGUUAAGAGUUGAAAGUCAUUAUGAAGAUGAGGGUUCUAGUGAUAAUGAUGAUGAUAAUAAUCAAGUCAUCUCACUAGAUUAUCACUACGUGUGGAUCAAGAAUUUGUCUCGUCUCGUGAGUUCUCAAGUCUCUAAAAACAGAAGUAAAAAAUACAUUUGCGACCGAUGUCUUCAUUACUUUACCACGGAGGAAAAACUAACUAAACACGUAGACGAGUGUCAAAAAUUAAAUGAAUGCAGAAUUAACCUACCCAAACCCGGAAAGAAUUUCAUUUAUUUUAAAAAUCAUGGAAAUAAAGAAAAAGUUCCAUUUGUAAUCUAUGCAGAUUGUGAGUGCCUUCUAAAACCUGUUAGAGAUGAGGAAAAUAAUACUAAUACAGAAAUUAUUCAACGACAUGAAAUGUUGAGCAUUGGAUAUUAUAUUAAAUGCAGCUAUGAUGACUCACUUUCCGGUUAUAAUUCAAGUCCAGAAGGAGUGAAUCCUGCCAAGUGGUUCUCCCAGGUGUUGCAGAAAAUUGCUCAAAACGUUGACGCAAUUAUGAAAAAUCCAAUUCCAAUGGAUAGAUUGACAGCAGAGGAAAUUGAGAAAUUUGCAGUAUCAACAACAUGUCACAUUUGUGAUGGGCAAAUUUCUUCACUUGACAAGAAAGUUCGAGAUCAUUCACAUUUAACAGGUAAAUAUCGAGGCCCUGCACAUGAAGCAUGUAAUUUAAAUUAUCAAGAUUCACGAGUAAUACCUGUUGUAUUUCAUAAUUUAAGUGGGUAUGAUGCUCAUUUUAUAAUUGAAGAUAUUUGCUUAGAAUUUGAAGGCAGAAUUGAACUAUUACCGUUAAAUAAAGAAAAGUAUAUUUCAUUUAGCAAGCAUGUAAAAGGAACUGAAAUUAAAUUUCGAUUUAUCGACUCUUUCAAAUUCAUGGCAUCAUCUUUAGAAAAAUUAGCAUCAUACCUUACAGAAUAUAAAAUUGUCAAACAAGCUUUUUCUAACUUCACUUUAGAGGAAAUAAAUUUAUUAACACGUAAAGGAGUUUUACCUUACGAAUAUUUAGAUAAUCUAGUAAAGUUGAAAGAAACUAGAUUACCAGAUAAAGAAAAUUUUUAUAGUACAUUAAAUGAUAGUGGGAUUUCUGAUGAUGAUUAUUUACAUGCUCAACGUGUAUGGUCUACAUUUAAUUGUUCUAAUCUCGGAGAAUAUGUAGAUUUAUACAUGAAAACUGAUGUCCUGUUAUUAACGGAUAUCUUUGAAAAUUUCAGAGAUCAAUGCCUACUCGCUUAUGGACUUGAUCCUGCUCACUACUAUACAACACCAGGAUUGACGUGGGAUGCGAUGUUAAAAUGUACUAAAGUGAGGUUAGAACUGCUUACAGACAUUGAUAAGCUAAUGUUUUUUGAACGUGGUGUGCGAGGAGGUAUUAGUCAAUGUAGUAAUCGUUAUGCUUGUGCUAAUAACCCUUUUAUGGAAAAUUUUAAUGAGAAUGAGGAAAUCAAGUAUAUUAUGUAUUUUGAUGCAAACAAUUUGUAUGGGUGGGGUAUGGUUCAACCACUUCCUUAUGGUGGAUUUGAGUGGAUUCCGGUUUCAGAUGAUUUUGAUUUUAAUAUUCAAGAUGAUGAAGCUUUUAGCUACAUUUUAGAAGUUGAUUUAGAUUAUCCGCAAGAUUUGCAUGACAGUCACAGUGAUUUCCCAUUUUGUUCUGAACACACAAAUCCACCAUCAGAAUUAAAGCAAGCGAAACUUUUGACAACUUUGAAUCAUAAGCGGAAAUAUAUUAUUCAUUGCAGGGUAUUGAAACAGGUUAUAGCUAAUGGGUUAAAGUUAGUAAAAAUUCAUAGAAUCAUGAAAUUCAAUCAAUCAACAUGGCUUAAGUCAUAUAUAGAUUUCAAUACUUCGAUGAGAGCUAAGGCAAAAAAUGAAUUUGAAAAGAACCUUUUUAAACUCAUGAAUAAUGCUGUAUAUGGAAAAACGAUGGAAAAUGUUCGGAAACAUGUCGACGUUAAACUUGUAACUAAAUGGAAUGGUCGCUAUGGUGCUGAGGCUCUCAUUUCCAAACCCAACUUUCACAGUCGGUCAAUAUUUAAUGAAAAUUUAGUAGCGAUUGAACUUAGAAAAACAGAAAUUUUAAUGAACAAACCAAUUUACAUUGGCUUUUCGGUACUUGAUUUGUCAAAGAUGCUUAUUUAUGACUUUCAUUAUGAUUAUAUGUUAAAAAAGUAUGGUAAAUCUUGCAAAUUGAUGUACACAGAUACGGAUAGCUUAAUUUACGAAUUAAAAUGUGAUGACAUUUUUGCUGAUAUGAGGGAAGAUAUUCACAAAUUUGAUACGUCAGACUAUCCAAAGGAUAAUAUUUAUAAUAUUCCGCAAGCCAACAAUAAAAUACUUGGACUCAUGAAAGAUGAGUGUAGUGGAAAAAUUAUUACUGAAUUUGUUGGCUUGCGGAGUAAAAUGUACAGUAUUCGUGUAAAUGGUCAAGAUUUUACGAAAAAAGCAAAAGGUGUAAAAGCAUCAGUUGUGAAGAAAGAUAUAGAAUUUGAUGAUUAUAUUGAUUGUUUACAUAACUAUUCAAUUCAAAUGAGAACUCAACAUGUUAUCAGAUCACGAUUACACAAAGUUGAAACUGUUAAACAAAUUAAAGUAGCUUUAAGUCCGAUGGAUAACAAGCGUUAUUUGUUACCAGAAAGUAGCGACACUCUCGCUUGGGGACAUUAUAAAAUAAAGAGAAAUGAUGAUGAAGUAUGAAUGUCAACGACUUGUCAAUGUGUGUAUGUGUUUGUGUGUUCAAAUGUAAAUAAUAAUAUUAA